CACUGUAAGUCUGACUGAGCACAGCACCAGUGGCAGCUGCAGCGGGCGGCGCAGGGGAACAACAUUCGUCAAGGUCACCAUUGGCAUUGCAACUUGAGCGCAUUGCCUACGCAACAGCAUGGCGGCAGCGACCCAGUCUGCUUCCCUUUCCGGCCGGCUCUCCUGCCGGGCCCCUUCUUCCCCCUUCCCCAACAGCAGCACGUCCGCUCUGCUGCCGGCAAUCCCGCUGCGCUCUCGCCACCUCUCCCUACCUAAAACACAAUGCAGCGCCCACAACACCCAGCGGAACACCUCCGCUGGAGAACACUGUAAAGAGCAAGCACUGCCCCUUUUGCCCUUUGCUUCCGGUUUGGCGGCCGCUCUAGUUGCUGGCCCCGUGCAGGCGGCGGACCUGGUGGCGCCCAUUGCAGAGGGGGGCCCUUCCAUUGGGGUGGCAGUCGCGGGGCUGGCAGCGGCGGCAGCGGCCGUCGUGGGGGCGGUCAAGCUGACGGACCCGGAGGCCAGGAGACAGAAGCAAGCUGCACGGACUGGAGGGGACGAGAAGACUGCAGUGAAGAACUAUUUCAACAGCACUGGGUUUGACCGGUGGAAGCGCAUCUACGGCGAGACGGACGACGUGAACAAGGUGCAGCUCGACAUCCGGACGGGGCACGCGCAGACGGUCGACAAGGUGUUGAACUGGUUGAAGUCGGAAGGCAGCCUCGAGGGGAUCACCGUUGCUGACGCCGGUUGCGGAACAGGCAGCUUGGCGAUCCCCCUGGCUAUGGAGGGCGCCAAGGUCAGCGCGAGCGACAUCUCGGAGGCCAUGGUGUCAGAAGCGGAGGCGCGGUGGGCAGAACAGAGCGGGGGCCGCGGCACGAAGCCGGUUUUCGAGGCGUCCGACCUGGAGUCGCUCACUGGCAAAUACCACACGGUUGCCUGCCUCGACGUCUUCAUCCACUACCCCGACGGCAAGGCUCAGGAGAUGGUGAAGCACCUGGCGUCGCUGGCGGAGCAGCGGCUCAUCAUCAGCUUCGCGCCCAAAACGCUCGCGUACCUCGUCCUCAAGCGGAUAGGCGAGCUGUUCCCCGGGCCCUCGAAGGCGACCCGGGCGUACCUGCACGCGGAAGACGACAUCGAAGCCGCUCUCAGGGAGGCUGGCUGGAAGGUGACCAAGAAAGAGAUGACGGCAACCAGCUUCUACUUCUCGAGAUUGUUUGAAGCAGUGCCCAUAUCUUGAGUGAGCUGGACCUUUACGGGCCGUCAAUAAUCAUCCGGGCUGGCUACGUGCCGCCAUUGAGACAAUUUUGUGGUGCUCUUGCGGCUCUCUGAGGCAUUUGCUUUUGUGGUGAAACCGUUUUUUCUCCCAAUCCGGAACUGAUUGAAAACGAAGAGGAUCUAAGGAUCUCCGAAUGUGGGUUGUCCGCGUACGCCGUUGCCUCCUGAUCUCAGCA
This is a messenger RNA of Klebsormidium nitens, 1433 nucleotides long. Lineage: Eukaryota; Viridiplantae; Streptophyta; Klebsormidiophyceae; Klebsormidiales; Klebsormidiaceae. The record is from the annotation of a GenBank genome assembly.